AAACACUAGCACGAUAUUGCGCGUGCCACCCCUCGAGGCGUGGGCAACAAGAGGAACGAGUCUGGACUCUGGAGCUCUCAAUAUGGUCUCCCGUACCAGCAACCAGCAGCUCCUGCUGAGCCUGUUCGUUGUCCUUGGAAUCCACCAACUCUCCUGCUCCCUCGCCACCAGCAGCAACCAAACUACCAAGCCACCGGCAGCCGCUCCGUGCCGGCCGGACCAGUCCUCGGCGCUGCUCCGGCUCCGGCGUUCCAUCUCCACCACCACCGACUCCACGUGCACCCUCGCGUCGUGGCGGAACGGCACGGACUGCUGCCGCUGGGAGGGCGUCGCCUGCGCCGCCGCCGCCGACGGCCGCGUCACCACCCUCGACCUCGGCGAAUGCGGGCUGCAGAGCGACGGCCUCCACCCGGCGCUUUUCGACCUCACCUCCCUGAGGUACCUGGACUUGUCCACGAACACCUUCAACGAGUCAGAGCUCCCGGCCGCCGGGUUCGAGCGGCUUACCGAGCUCACCCACCUCAACCUCUCCUACACCGACUUCGUAGGCAAGAUACCGCACGGGAUGCGGCGGCUCAGCAAGCUGGUGUCUCUGGACUUCACCAACUGGAUCUACCUCGUUGAGGGCGACAACGACUACUUCCUGCCGCUCGGGGAUGGGAGGUGGCCUAUCGUAGAGCCAGACAUCGGAGCGCUCGUCGCCAACCUCAGCAACCUCAAGGAGCUUCACCUCGGCAACGUCGACUUGUCUGGCAACGGGGCAGCGUGGUGCAGUGCCUUCGCUAACUCCACUCCCCAGCUCCAGGUUCUCAGCCUACAGAACACCCACAUCGACGCUCCGAUUUGUGAGUCGCUGUCAGCCAUUCGCUCGCUGACCAAGAUCAACCUGAACUACAACAAAGUGUACGGCCGGAUUCCAGAGUCCUUCGCUGACAUGCCUUCCCUCAGUGUUCUUCGUCUUGCCUAUAAUCGCCUCGAAGGACGGUUCCCCAUGAGGAUCUUCCAGAACAGAAACUUGACGGUUGUUGAUGUCAGUUAUAAUUCUAAAGUAUCCGGUCUACUGCCCAACUUCUCAUCUGCCAGUAUUAUGACGGAACUGCUUUGUAGCAACACUAACUUCUCUGGUCCCAUUCCUAGUUCAAUAAGUAAUCUCAAAGCCCUCAAGAAAUUAGGUAUUGCAGCAGCUGACGACCUACACCAGGAGCACCUCCCCACUUCGAUCGGUGAGCUCAGAUCGUUGACAUCAUUACAGGUUUCUGGGGCUGGUGUGGUAGGAGAAAUACCAUCUUGGGUCGCAAAUUUAACUUCUCUGGAGACUCUACAGUUCUCGAGCUGUGGCUUAUCUGGCCAAAUACCUUCAUUCAUAGGUAACCUCAAGAACCUGAGUACAUUGAAAUUGUAUGCAUGCAACUUUUCUGGCCAGGUUCCUCCACAUCUAUUUAAUCUGACUCAACUACAGAUCAUAAAUUUGCAUUCCAACAGUUUCAGUGGUACCAUCGAGCUCAGCUCGUUCUUCAAAAUGCCCAACAUAGCCAGAUUGAAUCUUUCAAACAACAAGCUUUCUGUAGUAGACGGAGAAUACAAUGCUUCAUGGGCAUCCAUCGCAGAUUUUGAUACUCUAUGUCUAGCAUCUUGUAACAUAUCCAAGCUCCCUGAAGCCUUGAGGCACAUGGAUUCCUUUGCAGUUCUUGACCUUUCAAACAACCACAUCCAUGGCACUCUACCUCAGUGGGCAUGGGAUAAUUGGAUCAACUCUCUCAUCUUGAUGAACAUAUCACACAACCAAUUCAGCGGUGGUAUUGGAUAUGGCUCUGUCAUUUCUGCCAAUAUGUUUGUUUUUGAUAUUAGUUAUAACCUAUUUGAAGGGCCUAUACCUAUACCAGGACCACAGAACCAACUGUUUGAUUGCUCGAACAACCAAUUCUCAUCCAUGCCAUUCAAUUUUGGUUCUCACUUAACUGGUAUUUCCCUUCUCAUGGCUUCCGGAAACAAUUUGUCCGGAGAAAUUCCACAAUCAAUCUGUGAAGCAACAAGCCUUAUGCUCCUUGAUCUCUCCAAUAAUAAUCUGCUUGGCUCCAUCCCUUCUUGUUUAAUGGAGGAUAUGAGUAACCUCAAUGUAUUAAAUUUGAAAGGAAAUCAACUUCAUGGAAGAUUACCAAAUAGCCUAAAGCAAGAUUGUGCAUUCGAGGCAUUAGACUUCAGCGAUAAUCAGAUUGAAGGGCAGUUACCUAGAUCUCUAGUUGCUUGCAAAGAUUUAGAGGUUUUUGAUAUCGGGAAGAAUCUUAUUAAUGAUGCAUUUCCAUGUUGGAUGAGUAUGCUUCCUAAACUUCAAGUCCUUGUUCUAAAGUCCAACAUGUUCACUGGGGAUGUGGGGCCAUCUAUUUCAGAAGAUCAAAAUAGUUGUGAACUUGGAAAACUUCGAAUUAUUGAUUUGGCUUCAAACAAUUUCUCUGGAUUAUUGCGAAACGAAUGGUUUACGACGAUGGAAUCCAUGAUGACUAAAGAUGUCAAUGAGACGUUGGUCAUGGAAAAUCAAUAUGAUCUACUUGGUAAAACGUACCAGUUCACCACUGCGAUCACAUAUAAAGGAUCUGAUAUAAGUUUUUCUAAGAUAUUGCGGACCAUUGUCCUUAUUGAUGUUUCGAAUAAUGCAUUUUGUGGCCCUAUUCCUGAGUCAAUUGGGGACCUUGUUCUACUCAGUGGACUAAAUAUGUCACAUAAUACCCUCAUUGGACCGAUCCCGUCCCAGCUUGGCAUGCUACAUCAACUUGAGGCACUAGACUUAUCUUCAAAUAAACUUUCUGGGGAGAUUCCAUUGGAGUUGGCAUCAUUGGACUUCCUUUCAGUAUUGGAUCUAUCCUACAACCUGCUACAGGGAAGAAUACCUGAGUCUUCCCACUUCUUGACAUUCUCUGCUCUCUCAUUUUUGGGAAACAUUGGCCUAUGUGGAUUUCAAGUGUCCAAAGCAUGCAACAACAUGACACCAGAUGUGGUUCUACAUCAGUCAAAUAAGGUAUCAAUAGACAUUGUACUAUUCCUUUUUACUGGUUUAGGAUUUGGUGUUGGAUUCGCAAUUGCAAUUGUCUUGACAUGGGGAAUCUCAAGGAGCCCAUUCUUACCUUUUCAAUGCACCAUUGCCAAGGAUAAUGUUCCAUCUCCAAUCUGUCUAACUCCUUUACCUAAUCAACCAUGUCAUCUCAAGGAGGACCAUCCCCAUCUUCCCAUUGUUGAAGAACUAGAGGCUCCUAAGCUCCGUUGUAUGAGCUCCUCUUCAGAACAUAUUUUCUCCAGUUAGGGGUAUACACAUUUUGGCCUUCAUUUAAAAAACUAGAGGCCUGUAAGCUUCGUUGUAUGUAAUUAUUUUUAUCUUAUCUUUAUCUUAUAGUUACAACAUGUUAUAGGUGACUUAAGGUUGAGGCUUGGUAUGAAGAUUUCACUUAAGAUUUCAUAGUUAUUGACAAGCAUACCAAUAUAUCAUAGGAACGCACAUGCAAA
This is a messenger RNA of Zea mays, 3495 nucleotides long. RefSeq names its product receptor-like protein 11. Gene Ontology annotation, molecular function: protein binding. Lineage: Eukaryota; Viridiplantae; Streptophyta; Magnoliopsida; Poales; Poaceae. The transcript has a single exon. The coding region runs from base 83 to 3295 and encodes 1070 amino acids. The record is from RefSeq and is a predicted model, not a curated record.